AUGGCCCUGGGGCUGCUCAUCGCGGUGCCGCUGCUGCUGCAGGCGGCCACCCCCGGCGCCGCGCACUACGAGAUGAUGGGCACCUGCCGCAUGAUCUGCGACCCGUACAGCGCUGCUCCCGGUGGAGGCCCCGCGGGCGCCAAGGCGCCGCCGCCUGGACCCAGCACCGCCGCCCUGGAAGUCAUGCAAGACCUGAGCGCCAACCCUCCGCCCCCUUUCAUCCAGGGACCCAAGGGCGACCCGGGGCGACCGGGCAAGCCAGGGCCGCGGGGGCCCCCUGGAGAGCCGGGCCCGCCUGGACCCAGGGGUCCCCCGGGGGAGAAGGGCGACUCCGGGCGGCCCGGGCUUCCAGGGCUGCAGCUGACGGCGGGAGCGGCCGGAGGGGAAGGAGUAGUGGGUGGCGGGACCCGGGGCGGCGGCGACUCUGAGGGCGAAGUGACCGGCGCGCUCAGCGCCGCCUUCAGUGGCCCCAAGAUCGCCUUCUACGUGGGUCUCAAGAGCCCCCACGAAGGCUACGAGGUGCUCAAGUUCGACGACGUGGUCACCAACCUCGGCAAUCACUACGACCCCACCACCGGCAAGUUCAGCUGCCAGGUGCGCGGCAUCUACUUCUUCACCUACCACAUCCUGAUGCGCGGCGGCGACGGCACCAGCAUGUGGGCGGACCUCUGCAAGAACGGGCAGGUCCGGGCCAGCGCCAUCGCUCAGGACGCAGACCAGAACUACGACUACGCCAGCAACAGCGUGGUGCUGCACCUGGAGGCGGGGGACGAGGUGUACGUGAAGCUGGACGGCGGGAAGGCGCACGGAGGCAACAACAACAAGUACAGCACGUUCUCCGGCUUCCUUCUCUACCCGGACUAG
Messenger RNA from Eptesicus fuscus (big brown bat), 864 nucleotides. RefSeq names its product complement C1q like 2 (gene C1QL2). Bases 1 to 864 code for a protein of 287 amino acids. The transcript has 2 exons. Gene Ontology annotation, molecular function: protein binding. NCBI's taxonomy places the organism in Eukaryota, Metazoa, Chordata, Mammalia, Chiroptera, Vespertilionidae. The record is from RefSeq and is a predicted model, not a curated record.